CGAUUGGCUAGUGUUUAUAUUUCACUUCCAGCUGACGGGGGGCAAUUAUAUUUGUUGUGGUUUUUGGUGGAGCGCGAAACUUUCGAUGAAAAUAAGAAGAUGGAACAGCACAAAAGUCGGCUGGUUUAUACCAUCGGCAUGCUCACGGUGUUUCUUUGCGGCGCCGUGCUCUUUCUAAUUGGCUUCUUUCCGGCCUCCUAUUCGGUGGCGGAGGAGGAAAGCACCGUGCCAGAAGGCCGGCCCACCGCAUUGCUCGGCGUGGAAGUGACGCCGCCGCCUCCUGCCUACGACUCUGUUGUGCUGCUACUGGUCGACGCGUUGCGCGAUGAUUUUCCAGAUGCCACGUCUAUGCCGGUGGCUUAUUCUAGGGCUUGCGAGAAGCUUAAGCUUCAUGUGGAUAUACCAACCGUAACUAUGCCUCGCUUGAAAAGCAUCACCACCGGUACCCUUUCAAACUUCAUCGACAUUGCGUUAAACGUGGGCCACACGGAGCAGAUGCAGGACUCGUUCUUGCACCGCCUAAAGCAGCAGAAUCGAGUUGUUUCCUUCGCCGGUGACCACACAUGGGUGAAGCUCUUUCCCAGCGAGUUCACACGGCAUGCUGAAAACCAUGAUUCCUUCUAUGUUAACGACUUCUAUGAAGGCGAUAGAAAUGUGACCAAUGCACUGGAGACUGAGCUGGAGCGGAGUGACUGGUCUCUGCUGAUUUUACACUAUCUGGGCCUCGAUCACAUUGGUCAUGUCGAAGGCAAUGCCAGUCCUAGGGUGCCCCUCAAGCUAAAGGAAAUGGAUGAAGCGGUGAAAAAAAUAUUGGAUCAUAAGAGCUUUCCCAACGUCUUGCUUAUGCUGACCGGAGAUCAUGGCAUGGCUGAUGGCGGAGGACAUGGCGGUAACACGCCUGCCGAAACUCUAGUACCUUUAUAUUUGUAUUCUAACAACUGCAGCCAAACAACAUCCGUAAGAAAACUGUACAACCAAAUUGACUUGGCACCUACCCUUUCAGUGCUUCUGUCUGUUGAAAUACCCACUCUCUCCAUUGGGUGUCUAAUACCGGAGAUGCUGCAGUCGUUGUCUUUGGAGCACCAGUUGUAUGCUUACUUCUACAAUGCCCACCACUUGCUCAACAAGGCGCGAGUGAAGUUCGGCCACGAAAGAGUCCAUCGGAGCGAUUACUACACGUGGUAUCAGAAUGCCACCUUGUUGCACAAGAAGCUACUGCAACCUUUGAGAGAGGGCGGUGGAGGUGGAGCCAGUCAGGUUUACUACCAGAAUGCAAAGCUAAAUUAUAUGCGCGUGGCCCGCGAGAUUUCCGGUCUACUUUCCGAAUCCCUAGUGAAGUUCGACUACGGAUUUAUAGCGCUUGGAUUAUCUUUAACCACAUCGACAUCCCUUCAUAUUGUGAUCAGCGUCUUGUACUUGGAUCUCACCGAACAGCUUCAGUUGGACGGAUUAAAAGUGGGACAGCUGUGGCUAUCUGUGAUUGCUGCUGUCAUCUUAAAUUGUACUAGUCAUGCAUUGGACAUCAUCAUGACCAGUUCUACGCUUUACAGCAUUCUUCUAUUGGUACCCAUUUCAAUAGCUGUUUACCUUACAACCGAUGUGGCGCAGGCGCUGCUCAAGAUUGCGUUACCUCCGAUAUACACACGUCGUCUAAAGAUUUCCAUUCCAUUACCGAAACCUUUGCUAGCUUGUUAUGCUAUACGCACUUUAACUCUUGGUUCCUCCUCGUUUAUUGAGUACGAGUACAAGACGUGGUAUUACCUGGGUAAUACCCUCAUCCUGUUGACGGCAUUCCGAACGCUUCGAUGGCGUAUCACCAAAACCAACGUGGAACUAAAUGGCCGUCAUCUGUACACUAUUGCGUCAACCUGUCUGUGGCAAAUGCGUAAAGUGCUUGUGGUACUUAUGUUGCUCACAUUGAUGCGCUACAUUCACAGGCUGCAGGCUAUCCGGAGCACCGUCGUGAUAUUUUCGCUACUGUUGCUCUGGGCACGCCUGCAUCGUCACAGCCAGUUGACGCAGUCGGUGGCCAGUGGAGCAGCUUUAUUUAUGGUUUACUGCUUCCGAGGGCUAAACGGCCAGGUGAUUUUCUUCGACAUUCCUCCGCAUAUGGCUGCAAAACUUAUGGUGCCGACGCUAGUGACCUUCUGGUGCUGUUUGGCACUGGUUUUGGUGCUGGGCUACCGGGCGGCGCUGCCUCAAACGAACACCUUUGGGAAAAUGCCGCCCACAGGUGCAUUAUUGCAGUUACUACAGACGAACCUCAGCAGUUCCCUGCUCUUAGCUGCGCUUUUGCAACGGGUUCAAAAUAUCUUACUCCUGCCCGUGCUUCUCGUGGCCCUGCAGCAAACUUAUAAGCUGUGCGAUGUUUAUGGGACAAGUGCCCGAAAGUUCUCCGUGCGACUGGUACAUGUGUACAAGAUCAUCAUGACCAUAUUCCUGUCCAGGAUGUUCUUCUUUUACCAGGGAAACUCGAACAGCCUAUCCACCAUUGACCUAACGCCGGGUUAUAUCGGGCAGACAAGCUACAACCCAUCGAUCGUUGCCAUCUUUGUCACCCUCAACACUUACAGUGCGGAUAUUCAUGCAUUCCUCUAUUUAGUUGUCCAUACUCUGCGCUCGGAUCUGCGCAGUGUGGGUAUCAUGCAGCUACAGCCUCCUUAUUCGAUUGCCGCGGACUCGCUGAUAGCUCCGCUCUACGCCGCGCUGAUCAUGUUGCCGGCGGCCUUCUACCUCUGCCUCUUGGUGGGCUUCCGCUACCACCUUUUUAUCUAUUCCGUAUUUUCACCAAAAGUUCUUUACGACUGUUACACUGUGCUGGUGUUUUAUUUGGUAUUUUUAGUAACGAGUUUGUACUUUAAAUUGUUUAAACAUGACGCUUAAAAAAGAAAUAAUUUAAAUAUGCUUAUGCUAUU
Drosophila erecta is the source of this 2915-nucleotide messenger RNA. RefSeq names its product GPI ethanolamine phosphate transferase 2 (gene PIG-G). Gene Ontology annotation, biological process: GPI anchor biosynthetic process. Gene Ontology annotation, molecular function: metal ion binding. The transcript has 7 exons. NCBI's taxonomy places the organism in Eukaryota, Metazoa, Arthropoda, Insecta, Diptera, Drosophilidae. The record is from RefSeq and is a predicted model, not a curated record. Bases 100 to 2883 code for a protein of 927 amino acids. Gene Ontology annotation, cellular component: endoplasmic reticulum membrane.